Euleptes europaea (tarantolino) is the source of this 1401-nucleotide messenger RNA. RefSeq names its product GDP-D-glucose phosphorylase 1 (gene GDPGP1). NCBI's taxonomy places the organism in Eukaryota, Metazoa, Chordata, Lepidosauria, Squamata, Sphaerodactylidae. The record is from RefSeq and is a predicted model, not a curated record. Gene Ontology annotation, cellular component: cytoplasm. Gene Ontology annotation, molecular function: GDP-D-glucose phosphorylase activity. Gene Ontology annotation, biological process: glucose metabolic process.
AUGGCCGCGCACUCGGCCGCGCUUCCUCCUCCUCCUCCUCCUCCUCCGCGCGCCCUUCCCCGUCCGCCUGCAGGUGCCCGGCCCUGUCCGGAGGCGGGACCCGCUCGCCCCACGCCUCCUCCGGAUCCGGCCUCGUCGCCUCCGCAGGGCAGAGCGGCGGCGGCGGCAGCUCAGGCGGGAGCGCGCGUGCCGCCGAGGAGGAGGAGGAGGAGGGCGGAAGGCCUCCGCCGCACAAGGCCGGGAGCCCGGGCAGGCGGGCUCGUAGCCUCCCUGCGCAUGGCGGCAGGCGGCCGAGCCGCCCCGGAGCCUCCGCCGCCGCCGGGCGGGCCGGGCGCUGGCGCGGAGGUGUUCGCCUACACGCCCGCGGACUUUGUGCGGCAGGGGGCGGCGUGGGCGGGGGGCGGCGGCGCGCCGUCCCCUUUCGACGUGGCCCUGCAGCGCGGCUGGGCGGACCGCGUGGCGCGGGGGCUCUUCCGCUACCGGCUGGGGGAGCUGCGCACGCGGCUCCUGCCCGGGCCCGCCGGCUUCGUGGCGCAGCUCAACCCGCGGCGGGGCUGGGACCGCAGGCCGCCCCAGGAGGCGCGCAGCGUCCGGCAGCCCUUCGACCCGCGCCGCUUCAACUUCACGCGCCUCCGGCCGGGCGAGGUGCUCUUCGCCCUGGCCCCCCGCCACCGCCCGCGCGGCCCGCCGCCGGUGCUGGUGGCCAUCAACGUGAGCCCGCUGGAGCAGGGCCACGUGCUGCUGCUGCCCGAGCCCGGGCGGGGGCUGCCGCAGGUGCUGACGGCCGAGGCGCUGCUGGCGGGGCUGGAGGCGCUGCUGCUGAGCGGGCGGGCCGCCUUCCGCCUGGGCUUCAACAGCCUGGGCGCCGGCGCCUCCGUCAACCACCUCCACCUGCACGCCUACUACCUGGCGCGCGAGCUGCGCGUGGAGACGGCGCCCUGCCGGCCCCUGCGGCCCGCCGCCGGCCUCCACCUGCUGCACGGCGUCCCGGCGCCGGGCCUCCUCUUCUACUGCCCGGCCGGCGGGGACGGGCUGGAGCAGCUGGCGCGCCGCGUCUGCCGCCUCACCGACCACCUGGCCCGGCACGAGGUGGCGCACAACCUCUUCGCCACGCGCGGGGCCGCGCCCGAAGGGGAGAGGAGGAGGGGGGCGGCGGCGGCGGGGGCGCGCCCGGGCGUCCGCGUCAUCCUCUGGCCCCGGCGGGUCUCCUUCGGCGCCAAGGACGGCGCCGCCUUCAACGUGGCCCUGUGCGAGCUGGCCGGACACCUGCCCCUCAAGACGGCCGCCGACUUCGAGGCGCUCACCGAGGACUCCGCCCGGCGCCUCAUCCAGGCGCAACUCCUGCCCGACGACCGCUUCGCCCAGCUGCAGCGCGAACUGGUGGCGCUCCUCGAGGGGUGA